This is a messenger RNA of Phytophthora sojae, 1599 nucleotides long. RefSeq lists its product as hypothetical. The transcript has 4 exons. The coding region runs from base 1 to 1599 and encodes 532 amino acids. Lineage: Eukaryota; Oomycota; Peronosporomycetes; Peronosporales; Peronosporaceae. The record is from RefSeq and is a predicted model, not a curated record.
AUGGAGCACGCACUUGGAUUGCAUGAUGAGAUCGACAAGAACGCGUCCGCUACAGAUGACGCUGUGGACGUGUUAAUGAUGAGCAAACCCUGUAAGAUGAAGGCGCCGGUAGAUGAUGGGAGCGGAAGUUCAACGAGCGAGUCUACCGAUGUUCCACAACCGAUUUCGGUGAAAGGUGAUUCAACAAUACACAACAUGCGAUCCGAUCACCGUGCCUGUGAUUACGUACCUACAGAAUUAGGGACAGAAGGUCUAAGUGAAGAUGCAGAAAGACCUACAGAUUUAGAUGAUGGACACGACGAAACAAGUGAUACUCUAAGUAUGAUUGAUCCAGUCGACCUUGCCGCGAUUAUACACGAUGUAGCUACAUGGGAACAACCAAGUCAUGCUGCCAGUAGUGAAGAACCCGAUCCAAGUGUUCUAAUGGAGGAGUUAUUUGGGAUACAACCCAGCUCGCUGGUGCAUUUUCCAAGGCCAUUUGAUCCGAGUGAGACCGACAUGACGGAGUCCUCAUCACCCUUACAAGCCGUAUCCAGGCAUGUGGAGGUUCCCUCGACCGAAGGUGCUAGCAGAUCGGUUUCGACAACUCGUAUUGGGAGUCUGCAACUCAGUGAAAAAGAAAGAUGCCAGCCUCAAAAUGAAAGCGAGAAACACAUACGGCGCGGGGGUAUCAAUGCUAUGAAUCUUCCUAACCCUGUGGUCCAAGGGAACCCCAAGCGAGAGAAAGUAUUGUAUUGGGCUAGCAAAUCUUCAAACAGAAGAUAUGUGGAUGGUUCCCCUCCCGACGAAAGUGCUCCUCCAAAUAUUGCUGAGCUUGUGCAUUGGGCCAAACACACAAACUCCUUACAAAAAGUGGAUGAAAUGAUAGACCGCUAUCCAGUAACGAUGAGGAAACGAGCGCUUAAAGGUCGGGCGCCUAUCGUUGAGGCCACCUCCAGCGCCGUUGCCCGAGGAUGCUGUCAUGCAUUUGACAUCCCGGAAGGUCUAGUAAAAUCCAUAUCGGCAGCUCUUCUAGCCGACAGAUCUGCUAUGAUCCGAAAGUCUGAAACGCAAGGAACCAACCCAUCCAAGUCGAAACAUGAGAUAAUUGACGUCGACUCAAGCCCGACCGACGUGCAAGAGAAAAUUGUGAAACUCAAGGCAUCAGGGCCUAGCUUUUCCAGCAACUGUGUCGAUGCUAUUAGAAGCUUUUACAACUGCAGAAAGCAAAUUACGUUAUGGGAAGUGGACUUAACGUGGCAGAAGAAAGACUGGUCGAAAAACAGCGCUGUUGAUGUGGAAUUUUUUGCGUUCGAAGUCAGCGCCCGUGAGCUACCCAGAGAGAAAGUCAAAGCGCUGCAUGUUCGACUGGCGGAUGGCGGGAAUGCUGGCUUUGAAUCCGCUUGCUUACAAUCGUACUACUCAGUUCCAUCGACGAAAGUGACGAUUUUCUUCUGGGAAAUCGUUGGAUAUAUUACCGGGACCGUGUGGCUGAAUGAUUCGGCUGUUAAUUGCGGACUUCAGGCUAUGGCGGGCUGUCGGCCCGACGUUCGAAUUCUACCGUCGCACGUGUUGAAAAAAUGGCUUCCCCAAACGAAAGCAGACACAAAAAAUGUCUGA